Saimiri boliviensis boliviensis (Bolivian squirrel monkey) is the source of this 2402-nucleotide messenger RNA. NCBI's taxonomy places the organism in Eukaryota, Metazoa, Chordata, Mammalia, Primates, Cebidae. The record is from RefSeq and is a predicted model, not a curated record.
CUUCCUGGCAGUCCCCGCAUCACGUGGGGCCCAACCCAGUCGGCCUCCUAACUCCCCUUCUUACGCAUGCGCCCUUUCCCCGCGCGGGUCCCAACAAAGCCUAAAUCCCGCCCUGCCCGGGAGCCCGCGUCCUGAUUGGCUCGCUCUGGACCGGGAUGUCGGCCCGGGUGGUCCGGCGCCGACACCCCAGCGAUAAAACAGAUCUUCCACACCGAGACCCGCGCGCCCCAGGGGUGUGGCCCAAGCGCAGGUCCGCCCUCUGGCUCCCAGCCAAACACUGAGUCGGGAUCGAUCCGGCGCCAGCCUGGACUAACUCAGCUCCGAUCCCGGGGAACCACGCCCCCGGGAGCCCACUGCCUGGCCAGCGCGGGCCUGGUCUUCAGUCGUACAUCGCCCCCACUUGGGAAAAGGUGCAUGGGCCUCUCGCCGCCUCGUCGGCUCCUUCCUCUCUACCUGCCUGUCCAAACCCUCUCGGCCCCGAGCCACCUGGCUGUCUGGGUGCGUGUGCAGAGGUGCGGCGUCCGGAACCCGGCUCCCGCAGAGGCUCCGGGUAGCAAGCAGCCCUGUUGCCGCCCAGAUGGUGCGUGCGGCCGAGCCCCCCGACGGGGGCUGGGGCUGGAUGGUGGUACUCUCGGCAUUCUUCCAGUCGGCGCUGGUGUUCGGCGUGCUGCGCUCCUUUGGGGUCUUCUUCGUGGAGUUCGUGGCGGCGUUUGAAGAGCAAGCAUCGCGCAUCUCCUGGAUCGUCUCCAUAGGAAUCGCGGUGCAGCAGUUUGGGAGUGAGUGCUGUGCCUGGAUCUGGCGGACUUCGACCCUCAGAAGGGAGAGGGAAUGCGGGGACCGGAAAGGGGAAGGCGAGGGGUGGGAGAUGCAAGCGGGGAGACGCCCGAGAUCUUCUCGCAACGCCCCUUCCACUUCCUCAGGCCCGGUAGGCAGUGCCCUGAGCACGAAGUUCGGGCCCAGGCCGGUGGUGAUGACUGGAGGCGUCUUGGCUGCGCUGGGGAUGCUGCUCGCCUCUUUUGCUACCUCCUUGACCCACCUAUACCUGAGUAUUGGGUUGCUGUCAGGAUCUGGCUGGGCCUUGACCUUCGCUCCGACCCUGGCCUGCCUGUCCUGUUACUUCUCUCGCCGUCGAUCCCUGGCCACCGGGCUGGCACUGACAGGCGUGGGCCUCUCCUCCUUCGCAUUUGCCCCCCUUUUCCAGUGGCUGCUCAGCCGCUAUGCCUGGCGGGGUUCCCUACUGCUGGUGUCUGCCAUCUCCCUCCACCUGGUGGCCUGUGGUGCUCUCCUCCGGCCACCCUCCCUGACUGAGGACCCUGCUGUGGGUGGUCCCAGGGCCCAACUCACCUCCCUUCUCCAUCAUGGCCCCUUCCUCCGUUACACUGUUGCCCUCACACUGAUCAACACUGGCUACUUCAUUCCCUACCUCCACUUGGUGGCCCAUCUCCAGGACCUGGAUUGGGACCCACUGCCUGCUGCCUUCCUCCUCUCAGUUGCUGCUAUUUCUGACCUCGUGGGGCGUGUGGCCUCCGGAUGGCUAGGAGACGCAGUCCCAGGGCCCGUGACACGACUCCUGAUGCUCUGGACCACCCUGACUGGGGUGUCACUAGCCCUGUUCCCUGUAGCUCGGGCUCCCACAGCCCUAGUGGCUCUGGCUGUGGCCUACGGCUUCACAUCAGGGGCGCUGGCCCCACUGGCCUUCUCCGUGCUGCCGGAACUAGUUGGGACUAGAAGGAUUUACUGUGGCCUGGGACUGUUGCAGAUGAUAGAGAGCAUCGGGGGGCUGCUGGGACCUCCCCUAUCAGGCUACCUCCGGGAUGUGACCGGCAACUAUACGGCUUCUUUCGUGGUGGCUGGAGCCUUCCUUCUUUCAGGGAGUGGGGUUCUUAUCACCCUGCCCCACUUCUUCUGCUGCUCAGCUGCUACCUCCAGGCCCCAGGACCUUGUAACAGAAGCACUGGACACUGAAGUUCCCCUGCCCAAGGAAGAGCUGGAAGAGGACUGAACUCCACAGGGUCAGGCCCAGAAACUCAGAGCGUGACAGCGCCAGGUCUUCUGUUGCCACGUCUUGGCCUCCACAGAGCCACAGUGCCUUAAGAUCCCCCUAGAGCAGGCCUGAGGCUCCUGCAAAGUGUGUGCUAAUCCCUUGUAUUUUCUUGAGGACUCUUAUUUCUCCUCCUUGAGUCCCCUAACCUUUUCUAAAGGACCCAGGAGUUUUUAAACAUCCAGGAGUUCCUGCUUCACUGAGCUGUGAAUCAACUGUGAAAAUCAAAGGCCAAGAGACUUAUCAUGUUUUGUAUACUAUCUCUAGUGUUGCCUCCUAAGUUUCUUCUCUGAACACUCAUGUUUGGGAAACAAGAAUGUCCCUUUGAGAUAAAAUCAAAUAAGAAAAUUAGAUAAUAAUC